CGUAGGCGUAAACUUGUGUUCCAACAGGAUCCCAAGAACAAACAACUAGAAGUAGCAUGUAGAUACAAGAAUGGCUAAACACCAUUUCUCGAUGGUAAAAGUGGAUGGAGAGCUUUAUAAUCUUCAUGAUGAUGCUUAUGUUAAUGGUGAGGAAGGUAAAGACAAUUAUAUUUGUAAAAUCAUUGAGAUGUUUGAAGAUUUAGAUGGAAUGCGUUAUUUCACGGCUCAAUGGUUCUACCGAGCUAAGGACACUGUGGUGCGAUGUCCACUGGUUUAUGUAUUCUGGCUGUGGUGCGAUGUCCACUGGUUUAUGUCUUGGAGCUGCGAACUAUGGUGUUAAGCUUGUAACAAAAUGGGCAGUGGAUUUCAAUAGAGAAGCAUGUGAUAGCUUGAGAUGGAAUCAUCCAGAGACGCAGGUCCGAAAUGAAGCUGCUCAGGAUUU
Molecule: messenger RNA, 442 nt
Organism: Cuscuta campestris
Lineage: Eukaryota; Viridiplantae; Streptophyta; Magnoliopsida; Solanales; Convolvulaceae
Source: the annotation of a GenBank genome assembly